Molecule: messenger RNA, 2901 nt
Organism: Micropterus salmoides (largemouth bass)
Lineage: Eukaryota; Metazoa; Chordata; Actinopteri; Centrarchiformes; Centrarchidae
Product: sperm-associated antigen 16 protein
Exons: 3
Coding region: 1006-2787 (593 amino acids)
Molecular function (GO): protein binding
Source: RefSeq, a predicted model, not a curated record
AUAUAGAUUUACACAUAUCAAAUUCGAUUUUAUUGAUUGUGUCUUCCAACUACAACUGUUAAAAACUCCUGUUAUGACAAAGUUUUUGAGAAAAAAAAAACCUUGGCAGAGGUGAUGUAACUUGCUACUUCCUCUGUCCGGGAGAUAUUUUGUUACUCAUUCACAUAUGUCACCCCUGCAAACACUAUUUAGAAAAAAAUAUGUUGCUGAUACAAAGUGAACUUUCUGCACUGCCAAACUAAAGCACCAUUUUUAGUUUUGCAUAUUACAGUAACAUAAAUGCAGAUUCUUACUUUUCUUUAAAUUGACAUUUUACAACACGUUAGUUAACACGUUUAUCUGCUUUUUUAAGUUAUAUACAUACACUGCUGUUUACACAUGAUUUCUUAUUCAAAGCGCCAAUAUUCAACAUAAACAGGAAUCUUAAAAUGUUAUCUUACCAUUAGCUUUCAUUUAAAGUUCAUGUUGAAAACGUUGUGAAGAAGCGGAAACUAAGGUUUACUUUCGAAAUAACGUUGGUUUUAACAUAACCAGGAAAGAACUUGUGCAGGCUACAAGUUUUAGACUACGGUGAUGUCGUUUACAUACAUGCUGCCUCUACAUAUUUCCACCUACAUAUUUAAUUUGUAUAUUUUUGUGUACAUGGCCAUGCCAGCAUUUAUGUAAUAUAUGUAAUACAAUGAAACAGAGUUGCGUCAGUUUUCCUCUCAGUUCCAGUAAAUAAACAAACAACAAAAAAAGGGUUAGGGUUAGGUAUAACUUGAACUACUACCAGUGUAAACAGCCCAACUUUAAGUUAUCCUAUUUGGUGGUUCACAAAACAUUUAUAAUUAUGAAUAGAAGUGCUUUAAGCUAAUUAAAAAAACUAAAGAAGAAAAUGAAAAAUAUGAAAAAUACUUCAUUUGCACAAUUCAUAGCAAUGAAAUACUUAAAAAACAAAACAAAGUUGGGGCGUCACUAUGGUAACAUAUGGUAAACAAAAAGUGGAGGUAGAACUCUGCUGCUAUGCACAGUGUUACUAUGACAACAGGUAAACAAGCAGCUGAAAGGGCAGGAGAGAAACUGUCAGCGAGGAGAAAGCAAAGAGCAGAGGAGAUGAACAAGGAGGGUUUCUCAGAGGAGGAGGAGAGGAGGAGUGUUGAAGAGGAGGAAUAUGAGGAGUUGAUGAGGAAGGCUGCUUCCUCCUCUGCUUCCAGAAGAAAACCUGCACCAUCAUCCAAACAACAAAUCAUCCCCAAAAUUCCAGAGGCAGUGGAUGACUUCCUGAGGAACUUCCUCCGGCGGGCCGGUCUGAGCCGGACUCUGAACAGCUUCGAGGCAGAGUGGUACGGCUCAGCUCAGAAUCUCCUGAGAGAAACUCUGCCGAUGGAAGUGACAGGCGUCUUCUUCAUCCCUGACGCUCUCACACACAGGCAGCUCCUCCAGAGCGAGCUGGAGACGGUCCGCAGAGAGACGGAGCUGCUCAGAAAGGAGCUGCUGAUGGCAGGAGAGAGCCUGGUGAGGACGCAGAGGGAGAGGGAUUUCCACCGGCUACAGUACCGACGAGUCGCUGAGGACAAAAACAGGCUGAUCGAGGACUUCAAACAGCUGAAGAAACACCUGGAGUCCUACGAGCCGGUGCUGAGGCAGCUGGACGACAAAUAUCAAGCAGCCCUGAGGCAGAAAAUGCUCAUCAGUUUAAGAAAGGACAGAGUGCAAAACACCAGAGAUGCAAGAGUGAAUCAGGAAACAGUCCAAAUCAAGAAAGAGAACGUCAAAAGGAGCAGUGCUGAUAAAUUACCAGCAAAGAGCACCACAGCCAGACAUCCAAAGGACUCAGAGUUUCCCGUCUGCAGCAGGCUGGUGAACCCUCACAUGACUCAGGGGAAUUUUCUAAAAUGGAAAAACCCUGGUUCCUUCAGCCUGUCCUGCUCCAUCAGAGCCCACAAGCUUCCCAUCAGCUGCAUCGCCCUCCAUCCCCGAAAACGGAUCCUCGCCUCCGCCUGUGACGACCGCAGCUGGAGGUUGUGGGAGCUGCCAGCCAACGGAGAGAAGGUUGGUCAGAUGUUGCUGACAGGUGAGGGUCACUCUGAUUGGCUGUCUGGCUGCAGUUUUCAUCCUGAUGGAGCAAAGCUGGCAACAACUAGUGGGGACACUAUGGUGCGGCUUUGGGAUUUCUCGCGUGGCUGCUGCCUGCUCGUGCUGUCCGGUCACAGCCAGCCUACCUGGGGCUGCUCAUUCCACUCGUGUGGUCACUUUCUUGCUUCCUGUUCUGCUGACAGAACCGCCAAGCUGUGGGACCUGAACAGCCAGCGUUGCCGCCUCACAUUGCGUCGCCACACUGCCUCUGUCAACAGUGUCUGUUUCCUGCCCAUCUCCAACCUCCUCCUCACCUGCUCGGCUGACAAAACCCUCGCCAUGUGGGACGCCAGGCUAGGUGUCUGUACCGCUACCUUCUAUGGACACCAGCACCCCUGCAACCACACCGCCAUCAACCAGGCAGGCAACUUCAUGGCCUCCUGUGACUCAUGGGGCAUAAUCAACCUGUGGGACAUCAGGAAACCUGCGUUGGCGAUGGCCACAGUAGAUGCCGGGCCGUUGGCCACCAACCAGGUGGCGUUCAGUCCAUCGGGGAAAACACUGGCUGUCGCCAGCAGCGACAGUCUAGUCAGACUGGUGGAGGUGGAUUCCUGCGUGGUGAGCAGCAUGUCAGGACACAGCGACGCUGUGCAGAGCGUGACGUUCGACCACAGGGGUGAGACUGUGGUGUCAGCAGGGAGUGAUGGGGUGAUUAACGUCUGGUCGUGACAUAACGUGAAUGAAACCAGCUGAGAAAGUUUUUGAUGAUCAGAAUUCUUAAAUGUUGUUCUCAUGUGUUUUUUGAGAGUUUACUUUAAGAAAUAAAAAAUUUCUUUAAAAAAA